Symbiodinium natans is the source of this 1521-nucleotide messenger RNA. The record is from the annotation of a GenBank genome assembly. Lineage: Eukaryota; Dinophyceae; Suessiales; Symbiodiniaceae.
AUGGCCGCAGGGCUGAGCUCAGAGGAGUUUGUCCGCUUACAGCAGGAGCUACUUUACCUCAAGAUGAAGACCGAGGAGCUCCGAGACGAAAACGCAAGAUCACUUCGACACUUCCAAGAGACACAGGCCGCUUCGCAUCCGUCUGGCGUGGACGCUUUGCGAAAGGCUGGAGCAGGAGCUGUUACUGCAAUUGGUCAGCGGGCAGCAUCGUUGAAGUCCAGCUUAUCUGAUGGAGCAUCUUUCCAGGCUUUCCAGGCAGCCAAAGAUAGCAUUCUUCAUCCCGAGGCUGAUGCUGCAACUGCGGAAGCACGUGAGGAGGUCCAUUCAUUGCAAGAACGUUUGAAAGCUGCAAUGGAGGAGUUGGCCUCUGCACGGAAUGAUGCGAUGUCGGCACAAAGAGCCGCAACUGCUCCUUGCGCAGAGGAGCCUGAAGAAAGCGGCUCCAGUUCGAAAGUCCAGCGCGGUGGGCAAGCAGAGGAUGGCAUGACGGUGCUGCUGUUCAAAGUACAGCAGCAGCAGAAAGAAUUGGAGCGGGUUCGCGAAGCAGUGGACCAGCAACAGGCGCAGAUCGGGCGUCUCACAGAGAAGGCAGCAGCGGACAAAAGCAGGCCAAAGGGUUCGCCCAGGUUGUCCGAUUUGGAGGAGCAGCUCCGCUCUUCGGAGGGGAAGCUCGACCAAUUAGGUCGCCGGCUGCAAUCCUCGCAAGGAAGCUCCCGCCUGACGUACGAGCUGCAGUGCCAUCUUGAGUCAGUGCUGAGUCAAGUCAGGAAGCGCGAUGCUGCGAUCGAGUCGCUUCUCUUGAGGCAGGAGAGAAUGGAGCACAGGGGCGUCCUCCAACGGGAGCGCCUGGCCUUUGCUCAGGAGGACAUUCUGUCCCAAGUGCUGGAGUAUGACCUGGAUGAUGUUCCACAAGUUGUGGAUGCUACAGGUCCACAAUUUUCCGAAUGCUUUCGACAAGAUGACUGCGAAGCGCAGCACCUUGACGAAGAUGUUGUCAGCAUCAGCAACCAAUCUCACCAGGCUGCAGGUGUACAAGUGUGCGACGAAGACACGGCAGACCUUGAGUGGGAGGUUUCGGGCCUGGCUGCCAGCCCAACCUGGUCUCGACACUUCGAAGGCGAUGGCCCGAGCAUGGUAGACCUGGAGGAGGAGCUGCAGGGGCUGCGGGCCGCUGCGGAGGACGCGCGGCGCCGUGAGGCGGAGCAGGCAGAAACACUGCGGGCUCAAAUCCGGCAGCGCCAGCAACAAAUGGCACUACCGGCAGCCAAGCCCGAGGCAGAAGCACCCAACUCUCAAGGGCCGGUCGAGGCUGUUGAAUCCUCUGGAUUGCUGUAUGCGCUGUUCUUGGGAGCAAAGACGACCACAGGGCUGACGUUCAUGGCUUGGACAGAUGAGGUGCAGAAGAUUGAGGAGCUGGAGCAGCAGAAUAUUGGCCUCGAGCAAGACCUUGACCUGCUUGCAUCCAGCAGGUCCGCCUGUGACUUCGUCAUUCGUGCACAUGCCUUGGCAGCUGUACCGUGA